Indicator indicator is the source of this 1466-nucleotide messenger RNA. It is a transcript of the gene HDAC1, whose product is annotated as histone deacetylase 1. Lineage: Eukaryota; Metazoa; Chordata; Aves; Piciformes; Indicatoridae. The transcript is spliced from 14 exons. The record is from RefSeq and is a predicted model, not a curated record. The coding region runs from base 1 to 1443 and encodes 480 amino acids. Gene Ontology annotation, molecular function: histone deacetylase activity.
AUGGCGCUGACGCAAGGCACCAAGAGGAAAGUCUGCUACUACUAUGACGGUGAUGUUGGAAACUAUUAUUAUGGCCAAGGACAUCCAAUGAAGCCCCACAGGAUCCGGAUGACUCACAACCUUCUGCUGAACUAUGGCCUCUACAGGAAGAUGGAGAUAUAUCGCCCUCACAAGGCAAAUGCAGAGGAGAUGACCAAGUACCACAGUGAUGACUACAUCAAAUUUCUGAGGUCUAUCCGCCCUGACAACAUGUCUGAGUACAGCAAGCAGAUGCAGAGAUUUAAUGUUGGGGAAGACUGCCCUGUGUUUGAUGGGUUGUUUGAGUUUUGUCAGCUCUCUGCUGGAGGCUCUGUUGCCAGUGCUGUGAAGCUGAACAAGCAGCAGACAGAUAUUGCUGUGAACUGGGCAGGAGGCCUUCACCAUGCAAAGAAGUCAGAGGCCUCUGGCUUCUGUUAUGUCAACGAUAUCGUCCUGGCUAUCUUGGAGCUCCUCAAGUAUCACCAGAGAGUGCUGUACAUUGACAUUGACAUUCACCAUGGAGAUGGUGUGGAGGAAGCCUUUUACACCACAGACCGUGUCAUGACGGUGUCCUUUCAUAAGUAUGGAGAAUACUUCCCAGGAACAGGGGACCUGAGGGACAUUGGUGCAGGCAAGGGCAAGUACUAUGCUGUCAACUAUCCUCUGCGGGACGGCAUCGACGAUGAGUCCUAUGAAGCAAUAUUCAAGCCUGUGAUCUCUAAAGUGAUGGAGACAUUCCAGCCCAGUGCAGUUGUCCUGCAGUGUGGGUCAGAUUCUCUCUCAGGGGACAGGCUGGGGUGUUUUAAUCUGACCAUCAAAGGCCAUGCCAAGUGUGUGGAGUUUGUCAAAAGCUUUAACCUGCCUAUGCUGAUGCUGGGAGGAGGUGGCUACACCAUCCGCAACGUGGCUCGCUGCUGGACCUAUGAGACUGCUGUGGCUCUGGACACUGAAAUUCCCAAUGAACUUCCAUACAACGACUAUUUCGAGUACUUUGGACCAGACUUCAAGCUCCACAUCAGUCCCUCCAACAUGACUAACCAGAACACCAACGAGUAUCUGGAGAAGAUCAAGCAGCGUCUCUUUGAGAACCUGCGCAUGCUGCCUCACGCCCCCGGGGUCCAGAUGCAGCCCAUUCCUGAGGAUGCUGUUCAGGAAGACAGUGGAGAUGAAGAGGAAGAAGAUCCUGAGAAACGCAUUUCAAUCCGCAACUCUGAUAAGAGAAUCUCCUGUGAUGAAGAAUUCUCUGACUCGGAGGACGAGGGGGAAGGAGGCCGCAAAAACGUCGCCAACUUCAAGAAAGCAAAGCGUGUGAAAACAGAGGAGGAAAAGGAGGAAGAGGAGAAGAAAGAAGAGAAAGAAGAGGAAAAACCAAAAGAAGAGAAAGCAGAACCCAAAGGGGUGAAGGAAGAGACAAAAUCCACCUAAGAGGACUGCAGCUGGACAGUUGC